Messenger RNA from Pogona vitticeps (central bearded dragon), 5026 nucleotides. RefSeq names its product NHL repeat containing 2 (gene NHLRC2). Lineage: Eukaryota; Metazoa; Chordata; Lepidosauria; Squamata; Agamidae. The record is from RefSeq and is a predicted model, not a curated record. Gene Ontology annotation, molecular function: protein binding.
UCUGCCGAAUGUGCUGAACUCGAAAUACCAGAGCGAUCAACAGAGUCCGAACUAGAAUUUCCUCACAGAAGGGGAGAAAAAAUGGCGGCAACUGGCGGGUUGGGCAGCCUUUCCCAGGCGCAGAGCCAGUUGGACUAUGCGCUUGAGGAUGCGAUGACGCCUCAGGAGAAGGAGAACCUGGUAUAUCAACACCUGCAAAAGGUGGAUAGCUGGGAGCGGGAUUUGAAAGUCCCUGAAUUUGGAGCAGAUUUACAGUGGUUGAAUACUGAAGGUUCCCUUUCUCUCUACAAAGAACUUUGUGGGAAAAUAGUAGUGUUAGAUUUUUUCACGUACUGCUGCAUCAAUUGCAUCCACCUGCUACCUGAUCUCCAUGAAUUAGAGGAGAAGCACUCUAUUAAAGAUGGUCUCCUUGUUGUUGGUGUUCACUCAGCAAAAUUUCCAAAUGAAAAGGUUCUGAAUAACAUAAAAAGUGCUGUUCUUAGAUAUAACAUCACUCAUCCUGUGGUGAACGAUGCUGAUGCAACUCUUUGGCAUGAACUAGAAGUAUCCUGCUGGCCAACCUUGGUCAUUGUUGGACCCCGUGGGAAUAUGCUGUUCACUCUGGUUGGUGAAGGACACAAGGACAAAUUAUUUCUAUUUGUAUCUAUAGCACUGAAGUAUUACAGGGAACAAGGGCAAAUCAAUGCUAAUCCAAUUAGAACCAAGCUCUAUAGAGACUCUUUGCCACCAUCACCAUUGCUCUUUCCUGGCAAAGUUACAGCGGACUGCUCUGGGGACAAAUUGGUAAUAGCAGAUACUGGGCACCAUAGGAUUUUGGUGGUCAGAAAAAAUGGUCAGAUUCUGCACACUGUUGGAGGACCAAACAGUGGAAGAAGAGAUGGAACAUUUUCAGAAGCAUUAUUCAGUUCACCACAGGGGGUGGCCAUAAAGAACAACGUUAUUUAUGUAGCAGAUACAGAAAACCAUCUGAUUAGGAAGAUUGACCUACAGUCGAAAACAGUGAGUAGUGUUGCAGGAGUUGGAAUGCAAGGCACAGAUAAAGAAGGAGGAGCCCAAGGCGAUCAACAGUCUAUUAGCUCUCCAUGGGAUAUAACGUUUGGAACUUCAGUUUCAGGCACACAUGAUGAUGACAUUUUGUGGAUUGCUAUGGCAGGUAUACAUCAAAUCUGGGCACUCAUGCUGGAAUGUGGAAAACUGCCAAAAGGGAGUGACUUAAAGAAAGGAACCUGCCUUCGGUUUGCUGGGAGUGGAAAUGAGGAGAAUCGAAACAAUGCAUAUCCCCAUAAAGCAGGUUUUGCCCAGCCUUCCGGUCUGUCUGUUGCUGCUGAAGAACCAUGGAACUGUCUUUUUGUAGCAGACAGCGAGAGCAGUACUGUGCGAACAAUAUCUCUGAAAGAUGGAGCUGUGAAGCACCUUGUGGGAGGAGAGAGAGAUCCAAUGAAUUUAUUUGCUUUUGGUGAUGUUGAUGGAUCUGGCAUAAACGCAAAACUGCAGCAUCCUUUAGGAGUAGCCUGGGACAAGAAACGAAACAUCCUUUAUGUUGCAGAUUCCUAUAACCAUAAAAUUAAAUUUGUAGACCCUAAAAUGAAGAAUUGUGCUACUUUGGCAGGUACAGGAGAAGCAAGUAAUGUCAUAGGCUCCAGCUUCACCACCUCAACUUUUAAUGAACCAGGAGGUCUGUGUGUUGAAGAGGGAGGGCGUUUGCUCUAUGUUGCAGAUACAAACAAUCAUCAAAUUAAAGUGCUAGACAUAGAAACCAAAAUUGUUUCUCAGCUACCUCUUCUAAUUGAAGACACAAUGGAUGCUAUCGAUAGUGGUACAACAAAAAUACCAAAACUGCCUAAAUCAUCUCCAAAGCUUCAGUUACCAUCCCUUACUGUCAGUCCCGGUCAAGCAGUUCAGUUCACACUGAAACUUAGCCUCCCUUCAAAUACCAAAAUGACUGAAGAAGCACCUAGUUCGUGGUUUCUCAUGUCAGAAGGCAGUGAGUGGCUGUUUCAUGAACAAAAUACAUUUGGAGAAAUUGAGGACAUUUCUAAACAGCCUGUAAUCCCAUUUCAGAUACCAGUAAACAGUCUGUCAACUGAAGUUGUACUGUCAAUUCAAGUGUGCCUCUAUUACUGUAGCAAAGAAAAUAGUGCCUGUAUGAUGAAAGGCGUUUCAUUCAACCAGCCUUUCCACAUAAGUAAUGGCAAACCAGGUAGCACAAUUGUAGUUGAGCUUUUACAUGCGUUUUAACUAAACCAAACCAAAAGAAGAUAAUUUACGCUCUCAAUUUUUACUGCCUAAUAUAUAUUUUUUCACUGAAGAAGAGAUGUUUGUCAUGUUAUGAGUUCCUACAUUUUUGUUGAUUCUGGUCUUCUAGCAGAGCACAACAAAUUUGGUAUUGUAUUUCAGUUUCGGGUUAAUAAUGGAAGUUUGUGGAAAGUAUCUCAAGAAUGUUUGAUCAGAUACAGUAAAAUGAUAGAGGCUCAAUCAUGAAAUACUUUCAAAACAUUGUUGUCCUUUAUGCCUUUAUAAGUAUUGAGGUGGAUUCUGUUCACUUUAAAAGUAGUGUGAUAGCCUUGAACAAAGUUCACCAGUCACAACAUAUGUUCUCUGUUUGGGAGUGAACAAAAACUAAUGCUGCAAUUUUAUACAUACACGUCUUUUUCAGAAGUGUGCACUAUAGGAUUUUCUUACUCUCAGAUAAGUGAGUAUAGAAUUGUUGCUUAAGUGUAAUUUUCCUUUUGAAGAAAUUAUUGAUGCAAGAUUUUUUUUUGACCCAGGGAUAAACAUUAUUUUCUCAUCUUCACAUGAUGUAUUUAAGAAAUAUACUAUGUGUCUCCUAUAAUUAUACCAAAAUUUAUUAAGCUUUUUAUGCAAACACUAUUCUAUAAAAUUAAUAUUUAUGCGUUAUAUUUACGAGAGAACAGUUUUAAUUACUUGUAUUAAUUGAGACGACUUAUUGCUUAAUAAAGUAGAAAACUACUAACAAGUGGCAUUUUGUAUUUUUUUUCCUAACUAUGACUAUAUUCUGUAUUUUUUUCUAACUGACAUGUGCAUUCACAUAUAAUGGUGAAAUUUCAGAAUUAAGUAGAUUUAGGCCAAUGUUUAUUAUGUUUUGAUAUUAAUAUUUCUUGUUGAAAUGUUUGGCAGUACUGUGAUAAAACCAAAAGGUCAUUAACAGCACUUUGCAUCUCUGCCGGGUAAUAUUAGUCUGAAAAAAAAAUAUUUCCAUUAGCUGUGUAAUGUUUUACAAAUGGCAUUUGAGUUUGAUAGUAGUGCUUAGAUGAAUAUUUUGCCUUGAAGUUCUUAGGCAUCAUUAUCAUCAAUUUGUUAAUAAUACAUAAGUUCUUCCAAGUGCCAUUAAACCUGUUCCAAGUAACUUACUAGUUGCUGGAAUCCAUGAUGUAUUUGAUAUAAUGGUCACAGUAAUUCUAUUCUCUGUAGAUCCAAUUGCCAAGACUAGACCCUUUUUAGAGGAAAACUGAAAUAAUGUUAAAGUUGAAAAAUGCAUUUUUAAAAAAUACAGUUUGAUAAGAUUUUUAGCUAAUAAAAUGUUUUUAAAAUACAGUUUGAUUAGUUUUUUGAGAGAAGGUUUAUAUUAAAUGUGUAGAUUAAAUUUUAAGAAAUAGACCACAUACACAUUUGCACAUGAUUUGUAUCAAAGUGACUUACCUUUCUGUGUAAGCUAAGUGAAUUUAAAGUACUGCUGGUGAAUUGUCAUAUAUUCUUGUUUGAAAGGAAGCCAUAUGGUGUGAUACGACUUUUCUUUCCUCUUCAAGAUCACUUGCUAGCAUAGCUGAGAGUUAAAAGGUCACUUGAAUACCAAAAAUAAGAUUUUUCUCUGCAGCACUGUCUGGAAUUUGAAAUUUUCAAUAGCCUUCUGACCUAUAUCAUUCAGCUCAGGUUUUGUAGCCUUUUAAAGUAAGUUCCUGCAUGUGACAAAUAAUACACAUGGAAUUUUCUUCGCUGUUUUGAAGGUUUUUUUUUAAUGUAGCAAGUGUUUUAUCAGCUAAGAGAGAUGAGUGUUGUGUCCCCAUCGGUGCAACAGACUAGUGUCAAGUGAACCCUGUGUCUUUUUGAAUAAUGUAAGGAUCCUUACUUUUUGUGCUGUUUUUCUUAAUGCUAGCUUGGCUAAUAUGCAGGAAUUGGUCUGCUUUCAGUGACUAAGUUUUUAAAAUGCUGUUGUUCUACAUAGAACAGUUCCACUGUUUUUUUUCAAAUCAGGAAGUUAAUGCACCUUCUGUAUUGCCAUUGGACAUGAUGAAAAAAAGUUUCCCUUUGUGGUCAGUAGAACUGGAGUAUUGAAAAAUAACAGUUUUUAAAAUUCUGAAUGCAGAUGUUUCUGUUUGAGCUCUUUGUGAGAUUGACCCAAUAUGUUCUGAACCCUUUUAAAUGUUUACAACUUUUAAAAUCUUAUACAUUGAGAAAAACUAAUACAGCAUAGUAGCCUUGAGUAUAAAAAUUUUAAAUAUUUUAAUCUUACUUUUUGAUGUUAGUUUUUAAAAAGUUAUUAAUCAAUAACAGAGUAUAAAAUAACUUUUCUUUGGCUCUAGUGUUUCGCUACCAUCAGUUAAUCAGUAAAAGUAUACAUAUUACUUUUAUAUAAACGGCAAUAAAUACGGAAGAUAAUUUGUAAUAGCAGUUGUAACCCAUAAAAUGUCACACAUUAUUUCAUCCUCUUAGUUCUUUAUAUUUAGUGUCUUGUAAGGUUGUUGGAAAGUUUGGAGGUUGUUGAACUGUGGUUUAGCAUUUUGUUUAAACAUUACCAAUUAAUAGCCACUUAGGUGUUCAAAAAUGCAGUGGUCACUUCAAAUCAAUUUUUUUUAUUGAUAUAUCCUCUUUCCUUAGAUGUUUGCUAUUUGUCUACUUAAUUUGCAAGCAUAAUGUAUAAUGAUUGAUUAUUAAAGGAAUAGUUUGAAGGAAGUGGCUUUCUUUUUGUUUACUUGUGUAAUGUUAACAUUUCUUAAAAGUAAGCACAAAUCUCUUUCAAGGUAUCUUGACUUUGCCAUGUAUUGACUUUACAAUUAAAUUGUAGUUU